GCAGCCCGAGAUCAAGGCCCAGGGGCCCCGCCACUUUUGUUCCCAGCGCCGUGCAGCAGCCGUCCCAGCAGCGCUCUCCCCGCCGCCGCCGCCGCCGCUGAGCGAGCCGAGCAGGUCCCCCGGCCGGCCACGACUUGGGCCACCCGCCCGCCAGCCCGCCAGCCCGCCUGCCCAGAGGGAGGCCCAGAGACAGACAGACAGAGAGCGAGUGAGCGAACGAGCUGACGAGCGAACGGACGAGCGAGCGAGCGAGCAAGCUUAGCGAGCGAGAGAAGCCGGAGCUGGGGAAGCAGGGAGCUCAGCCCAGCCCUGCAGCCCUGCCUGCUCCCCUCGCCCCUGCUCGCCCUCCGCUCCUCCAGCCCGGGAGCCAGCCAGCCAGCCCGCGGCGCACACAGCCGAGCGCGCACACACUCCCACUCACUCUCCCACUCACUCCCACUCCCACACACACGCACACGCUCUCUCACACACCCCCAACGGUGGCCGGGGCCAUGGCCGAGCUCGGGGGGGCCCUGGGCGCCUCUCUGGACUGGGACGUGCACGGCUUCUCGUCGUCCCUGGGGAGCAUGCCCUUAGCCGACUCCCCGGGCUUCCUGACCGAGCGGCUGGGCCAGAUCGAGGGCAAGCUGCAGCGCGGCUCGCCCACUGACUUCGCCCACCUCAAGGGGAUCCUGCGGCGCAGACAGCUGUACUGCCGGACCGGCUUCCACCUGGAGAUCUUCCCCAAUGGGACCGUGCACGGCACCAGGCACGACCACAGCCGCUUCGGAAUCUUGGAAUUUAUCAGCCUGGCUGUGGGACUGAUCAGCAUCCGGGGAGUGGACUCGGGCCUCUACCUAGGGAUGAAUGAGCGUGGUGAGCUAUAUGGCUCGAAGAAACUCACCAGAGAAUGUGUUUUUCGGGAGCAGUUUGAAGAAAAUUGGUACAACACCUACGCGUCCACCUUGUACAAGCACUCAGACUCGGAGAGACAGUAUUAUGUGGCCCUAAACAAAGAUGGCUCACCCCGAGAGGGCUUCAGGACUAAGAGGCACCAAAAGUUCACCCACUUUUUACCCAGGCCUGUUGACUCCUCGAAGCUGCCCUCCAUGUCCAGAGACCUCUUCCGCUAUAGAUGAUGUGCCUGGCCUCUGUUUCCCCUCCCCCCCCCACCAGUGGUGGGGCCACAGUUAUGUCCUUGAGCUCUAUACUCAUAGCCUUUCAAGCAGUCAGUCCUUUUUAACAACUUCGA
Dromiciops gliroides (monito del monte) is the source of this 1231-nucleotide messenger RNA. RefSeq names its product fibroblast growth factor 16 (gene FGF16). The transcript has 3 exons. Gene Ontology annotation, cellular component: cytoplasm. Bases 492 to 1118 code for a protein of 208 amino acids. Gene Ontology annotation, molecular function: fibroblast growth factor receptor binding; growth factor activity. The record is from RefSeq and is a predicted model, not a curated record. NCBI's taxonomy places the organism in Eukaryota, Metazoa, Chordata, Mammalia, Microbiotheria, Microbiotheriidae. Gene Ontology annotation, biological process: fibroblast growth factor receptor signaling pathway; cell differentiation; positive regulation of endothelial cell chemotaxis to fibroblast growth factor.